This is a messenger RNA of Pipistrellus kuhlii (Kuhl's pipistrelle), 1905 nucleotides long. RefSeq names its product coronin 1B (gene CORO1B). The transcript has 11 exons. Gene Ontology annotation, molecular function: actin filament binding. NCBI's taxonomy places the organism in Eukaryota, Metazoa, Chordata, Mammalia, Chiroptera, Vespertilionidae. Gene Ontology annotation, biological process: cell migration; actin filament organization. Bases 122 to 1567 code for a protein of 481 amino acids. The record is from RefSeq and is a predicted model, not a curated record.
CCGCCCCCCGCGCGUGACCAGGCCCCGCCCGCCGCGCGGUCACUUCCUGGUCCGCUUCCUGCUCCCGAGGCCGCCGCGGAGGGUCGGAGCCCGAGGCCGGAGCCGCAGUCCCGGCGCCGACAUGUCCUUCCGGAAGGUGGUUCGGCAGAGCAAGUUCCGGCACGUGUUCGGGCAGCCGGUGAAGAACGACCAGUGCUACGAGGACAUCCGUGUGUCCCGCGUCACCUGGGACAGCACCUUCUGCGCCGUCAACCCCAAGUUCCUGGCGGUGAUCGUGGAGGCCAGCGGUGGGGGCGCCUUCCUGGUGCUGCCCCUCAGCAAGACGGGCCGCAUCGACAAGGCCUACCCCACCGUGUGCGGGCACACGGGGCCCGUCCUGGACAUUGACUGGUGCCCCCACAACGACGAGGUCAUCGCCAGCGGCUCCGAGGACUGCACGGUCAUGGUGUGGCAGAUCCCGGAGAACGGGCUGGUCUCCCCGCUGACGGAGCCGGUGGUGGUGCUGGAGGGGCACACCAAGCGCGUGGGCAUCGUCACCUGGCACCCCACAGCCCGCAACGUGCUGCUCAGCGCAGGCUGCGACAACGUGGUGCUCAUCUGGAACGUGGGCACCGCGGAGGAGCUGUACCGCCUGGACAGCCUGCACCCCGACCUCAUCUACAACGUCAGCUGGAACCACAACGGCAGCCUCUUCUGCUCCGCCUGCAAGGACAAGAGCGUGCGCAUCAUCGACCCCCGCCGUGGCAGCCUGGUGGCGGAGCGGGAGAAGGCCCACGAGGGGGCGCGGCCCAUGCGGGCCAUCUUCCUGGCCGACGGCAAGGUGUUCACCACGGGCUUCAGCCGCAUGAGCGAGCGGCAGCUGGCUCUCUGGGACCCGGCAAACCUCGAAGAGCCCAUGGCCCUGCAGGAGCUGGACUCGAGCAACGGGGCCCUGUUGCCCUUUUACGACCCGGACACCAGCGUGGUCUAUGUGUGCGGCAAGGGCGACUCCAGCAUCCGGUACUUCGAGAUCACCGACGAGUCCCCGUACAUCCACUUCCUGAACACGUUCACCAGCAAGGAGCCGCAGAGGGGCAUGGGCAGCAUGCCCAAGCGCGGCCUGGAGGUCAGCAAGUGCGAGAUCGCCCGGUUCUACAAACUGCAUGAGCGCAAGUGUGAGCCCAUUGUCAUGACUGUGCCAAGAAAGUCCGACCUCUUCCAGGACGAUCUGUACCCGGACACGGCGGGGCCCGAGGCGGCCCUGGAGGCGGAGGAGUGGGUGAGCGGGCGGGACGCAGACCCCAUCCUCAUCUCCCUGCGGGAGGCCUACGUGCCCAGCAAACACCGGGACCUGAAGGUCAGCCGGCGCAACGUGCUCUCCGACAGCCGGCCCGCCGCGGCCCCCGCCCCCGCCGCCCCCGCCGGCCCGGCCGCCCCCAGCAGCAGCCUCGCGGGAGCCGGGGAGGCGGCGAAGCUGGAGGAGGUGACGCAGGAGCUGCGGGCGCUCAGAGCGCUGGUCAAGGAGCAGGGGGAGCGGAUCGGCCGCCUGGAGGAGCAGCUGGGCCGCAUGGAGAACGGGGACGCCUAGGACCACCGGCCUCAGGCCACCGCCGCCAUGCCCUCCUCACCGCCCGCCACCCGCUCCUCACCAGCUCUGCUGUCAGGUCACACUGCUGGCUGGCUGUCCCUGCCCCCCGCUGAGGGCCUCUGGGGCAGGUUCAAGGGCCAGUCCACACCCUCACCCGUCCUGGGGCCCAGGCUGGAGCUGCCUGGCUUUUGUCAUUGUUACCGUGGAGGAUUUUUGUACCAACACAAGCUUACACUCUGAGGGACCACCUCCCACUCCCACCCAGCCCCGCUCCCUCCCUGAGGAGGAGGGGGGAUGGGCUCUAUAUUUUCAUUCCAAAUAAAAGUCUCUUUCUAAAA